Choloepus didactylus (southern two-toed sloth) is the source of this 1202-nucleotide messenger RNA. Its product is annotated as olfactory receptor 13C7-like. Gene Ontology annotation, molecular function: olfactory receptor activity; G protein-coupled receptor activity. Bases 153 to 1139 code for a protein of 328 amino acids. NCBI's taxonomy places the organism in Eukaryota, Metazoa, Chordata, Mammalia, Pilosa, Megalonychidae. The transcript has a single exon. The record is from RefSeq and is a predicted model, not a curated record. Gene Ontology annotation, cellular component: membrane. Gene Ontology annotation, biological process: G protein-coupled receptor signaling pathway.
CUUACAGUACUGGAAUCCAACUCUCUCAUCAUAUAGCCAGUGAAAUUAAAUUCCAGAGAGGGGCCGACCUGCCCCAGGCCACACACCCAGGUUUCGAGUCAGAGCUUUUUCCAAAACCUAUAUGGUCCAGACGGAAAAGGAAGAAGACUAAGAUGGAUGGGACAAAUCAGACGGCUGUGACAGAAUAUGUCCUGCUUGGGCUCUAUGAGCACCGUAACCUAGAGAUCGUCCUGUUUGGGCUUUGCCUGGGCGUCUACUCCAUGAAUGUGCUGGGGAACUCCCUCCUCAUACUGCUGAACCUGCUGGACCCCCACCUGCACAGCCCCAUGUACUUCUUCCUCAGCAACCUCUCCCUCAUAGACAUCUGUGGCACAUCUUCUUUCGUGCCCCUCAUGCUGGUCAACCUCCUGGGAGCCCAAAGGACCAUCUCCUUUCCUGGCUGCACCCUGCAGAUGUUCCUGACCCUAGCGCUGGGUACCACAGAAUGCCUGCUCCUGGCCAUGAUGGCAUAUGACCAAUACAUGGCUAUCUGCCAGCCGCUUAGGUAUCCAGAGCUCAUGAGUGGGCAGACGUGCAUGUGGAUGGCAGUGCUGAGCUGGGGGACAGGCUUCAUCAUCUCGCUGCUGCAUUCCAUCCUUGUCUGGCGCCUCCCCUUCUGUGGCCACAAUGUCAUCAACCACUUCUUCUGUGAGAUCUUGGCGGUGCUGAAACUGGCCUGUGGGGACAUCUCCCUCAUUGUGCUGGUCUUAAUGAUGGCCACAGCUGUCCUGACACUGACCCCACUCCUGCUCAUCUGCCUCUCCUAUAUUUUUAUCCUUGCUACCAUCCUUAGGGUACCCUCUGCUGCAGGCUGGUACAAAGCUUUCUCCACCUGCUCUGCCCACCUCAUGGUGGUGGUGAUUUUCUAUGGGACCAUCUCCUUCAUGUACUUCAAGCCCAAGGCCAACAACUUCUACCUGGAUAAGAUUAUUGCAUUGUUCUAUGGAGUUGUGACACCCUCGCUGAACCCCAUCAUCUACAGCCUGAGGAAUGCAGAGGUGAAAGCUGCUGUGAUAGCUCUCCUGGGUGGAGAUCUCCUCUACAGGAAAACGUUCCACUUUUACUGCUGCUCUCCAUUUCUAUCAGUCAAGAGAGGCUAAGUUAUGCUGUGGUAAUGACCUUAGAAUUUCAGUGGCUUAAAACCAUAAGGGUUUGUUUCUCAC